UUUCUUUCAGCAGAGGAUGGCUACCGUUUGCAAGGCUCAAGAUGUAGUGAGAUGUUGCAUGUGUUAUAGCAAUGGAGAAUUCCGUUGUCAUUCCUGUUCCGUCAAUCUUUGUGAGUCCUGUGUGGGAAAACAUAUGUCCAGUACAAUGAAUAAGCUUCAUGAUGUGACAUCUUUGAUCUUUAAGAAGGACAAUCAGCCAAAGUUUCCAAUGUGUUCUGUUCUUGGACAUCAGAAAUGUGAGAUGUUCUGCUCAACCUGUGACAUGGCAGUUUGCAGCAAAUGUAUCACAUCUGGUAACCACAAGUCACAUGAUGUAAAAGACGUUUUAGAAUGUUUAACUGAAAGAAAGUUUAUGAUCGAAAGAGCAAAAUAUGAUGUUACAAACUCAUUCAUUCCAAUGUUUGAAAGAAUGAAGGGUCGUGUUGACGAAAAGUUAAAUUGUCUUGGUGAAGAAUUUGAUAAUAUUGAGGAAAAUAUAUAUGAAAAUGGGCACAAGUGGCAUAAACUUGUUGAUAGUGUUGUGGAAGACAAUAUUGAUGAUGCAAGAAAAAUGAAACGGUUCAUGCAGAAAGGUCUAAUGAGUAAACAACUUGAUCUUCAGAAAGCGGUUGAAAAUUUGAAAGAGUUUCUCAAAGGAAUAACGGAAGCAUUGGACUCGGCUGAUGCACUUAAAGUCAUUCAUUUCAAUGUCGAUAUUCAGCAUCUACUUGAAAAUGUAUCAAAAAUCCAAAUUAGGAAACCUCUUUAUUCUGGAAAAAUAAUUUCAGAGGACGAGCUCAAACAGAAUUUUGGCGCUGUGUCCUCUCCCAUACAAACAACUUUUGAAUUUUCUGUAAGGUGCGCUGGCCCAGAGACACGUCGUUCAAAGUCUUUCUGCGACAGUAAAGACGAUGUUACAUCAUCACACAAGAGAAGGCAGGCGGAGAAUGAACGUGAAUCAUUUGAGUCUGUAAGACCCGAAAGGGUGCAAGGAAAAAAUAAGGCACUUACAGGGAGCUGCAAGCUGGGAAUACGAUCGAGAUUGUCAGACUCUAAUCUGUACAAUAAAAACAGAAAACAAGUCCAAGCAGAAAACAGAUUUUCAAUGUGUGAAUUAAGUGAUUCUACCUUUCACAUCGAAGGAGGUAAACCACUUUUCCCGCUAUCUCCGUCUAUGAUUCGUUUUGAGGAUGUUGUAGAAUUUGACAGAUACAAUGGUCUUCGAUGCAGUGGCAUUGUCAAAUAUGUCGGGAGAUUAAAAGAUCGGGAUGGUAUCUACAUUGGUGUAGAGCUUGACUCUGAAGGUGAUGGAAAACAUGACGGAAUGCUUGAGGGUGUUCGAUAUUUCAAAUGCAAACCUUCUAAAGGAAUCUUCAUUAAGUUCGACAAGGUUUUCAAUGUGUGGAAGAAACUCGAAAAAUAAUAACAAAGGCAAGUGCCGUUAGC
This is a messenger RNA of Saccostrea echinata, 1425 nucleotides long. RefSeq lists its product as uncharacterized. The record is from RefSeq and is a predicted model, not a curated record. Gene Ontology annotation, molecular function: zinc ion binding. The coding region runs from base 17 to 1402 and encodes 461 amino acids. NCBI's taxonomy places the organism in Eukaryota, Metazoa, Mollusca, Bivalvia, Ostreida, Ostreidae. The transcript has 5 exons.